AUCUGAAACAAGAAGACUAUUCAAUUCAAGACAACUGUAGAAAGAAAGAUGGACAACAAAUCAGCAAGUCAGGAAUGUCAGCUUUUAGUUAAUCUCAGGUAACCCAGAGCUAAAACCUUGCGUUGUGGUCAGAUGCUCAAUUACUUAGUAUGUCCAGUGAAGAUUAGCAAUGAGCUACAAAGUCCUUGAUCAAAUCAGCCUGAUGAGAGAUGGAAAGAGCUUGCAAAUACAAUGCUUUGAGGAAUUAAGUACAUCCCCUGAAAUGUUGUCUUUUUAAAUUUGAAAAUUGUAUUUUUCUUUACCUUUUAUUUGAUCUUAAAAUAAAGUCUACUAUCUUAAAGGUACGCUUUUAUUUUUCCAAAUAAUACAGAAAAUAUACAUAAUUGAUUCAUUUUUAACAAACAUUCAAUUUUCUUGCGUAGGAAGAAGUUACAUCUUUAAAAAUUAAUAAUAAUGAUCAGACACGUGGACCUAAAAAUCGUGCAUUAACACAUUGUGUAUUGAGUUAAUUAUUCUACUGUCUGACAGAUAAUAAAGAAAUGGAGAAUGUUCCAGACCACUGGCUAUCUGUCUUAGUCCUUCCAAAACCCAAGAGCUGAGCAAAAGAUUCUCAGUGUUAUCACCACGGGAUCUACAGGCAUCUCUGGCUAUUACAAAUGUCAGAGUAGUUGGGUCAACUCUCCGAUUGUACAAAUUUGACCUUGGAGAGAAGUUAAAGGAAAAAGUCUCUGCUCUCAAAAACAUUUAACAGGAAAACUAAAGGUGGCUUGGGUGAAGAACAGUACAAUGUGCUUUGAACAGACAAGUCAAAAGAUUAGUUGUUUGGUGGCAAUGCCAUAUUUGCUAGAAACAAAACACUGCCAUUGAACAGAACCCAUUAUUAACUGUAAAGCAUUGUGUUAGGGCACAAUGGUAUGAGGCUGAUUUGCUGCCCUAGGGUCUUCGCAGUGUGCAGUCAUUAAGUCAUCCAUAGUUUUUAUCAUUUUCUGUGUUUAUUUUUUUCAAUCUGUUUACAAUUGUCUGUCAGUAGUGAUGGAAUGUAUCAAUACAUAGCACAAAUUGCAUUUUCAGAGGUGUACUUACUUCCUCGCAGCAGUGUGUGUCCAGUUAUGGCACACCCAUUGAACAUGGUCCUUUGGUGUAUGACUAGGUGAGGUGAUAGCCGUGGUUGGUAGCUGCGAAGCUUUAGGAAGCUGGUCCCAUCAAAAAGCUGUGACCCUUCAACCGGUUGAAUACGAUGGCACAUUGUGGAAGAGGACUGUCAGUGUGUCCAGAGGUGCUGUGUCCACCUAUCGCUACUUUAAAGGCCACUUCCUGGAAUCAAAGAGUGCAGGUGGUCCGUGUCAGGUGAUAGUCACUAAGUGGGAGACCCAUCAGCAGCCUCGCCUGAUGAGACCCACAGAAUCACACCUUGAUAUUGAUGAUGGCCAAUUUGGAUUCCACACAGACGGCGUCGAGUGUGUGGACUCUGGGUGGCUGACGUGCCAGACGGAGAUCCGCCUGCGUCUCCACUACUCCAAGACGUCUCCCGUAUCCAUCACCAAGAAGAGAUAUAAGAAAUCUCGCUUCAGGAUCAAGCUGACUCUGGAAGGUGUAGAGGAGGAUGAUGAUGAUGACGAUGAAGAGCAAAGCGCGGCGGCAUGGCAUAAGAUGACCACCACGCUGGAGACCAGCUUGAUCAGUAAAGAUGGAUACCGCUCGCGCCACUCCCAACCCGAGUGCGGCUAUGCCCUGGAGGCCUCGCAGUGGACCGAGUACAUCAUCCACACCAUGGACCCGGACAACCUGGAACUCACCUUCGAGUUCUUUGAGGAGGACAUGGGCGAGCAUGUCGUGCCAGGCGAUGCCCACCCGGGGACCGUGGGCACUGCCUGUCUGCUUUCUUCAUUCUUUGUGGAGAGUGGCAAGGACACUGGUGUUGUCACUCUGCCUAUCAUGAAACAAAACUCCAGACAGACCCUGGGCAAAGUCAGAGUGGACUACCUGGUCAUCCGUCCUAUAGAUGGAAUUCAAUGUGACAUGAGUUCGUCGUUCACCAAGUACUGGAGAAAGAGGAGUGCUCCCCUGGAUGUAGGACACAGAGGGGCCGGCAGUACACACGCAGCCAAACAUACCAAGGUCAGGGAGAACACCAUUGCCUCGUUCAAAAGUGCUGCCAAUCACGGGGCUGCCUAUGUGGAGUUUGAUGUCCACCUGUCCAAGGAUUGCGUCCCCAUCGUGUAUCACGACCUGACCUGCUGCAUCUCUACCAAGAAGAAAGGAGACAAGCACUCCCUAGAGCUGUUUGAAGUUCCUGUCAAAGACCUCACGUACGACCAGCUACAGCAGCUCAAGCUGGGCCACGUUUCUGCAUUGAAAGUGAACGACCACAAAGAUGAUGACGAUGAGGAAGAGGUUGAUGAGCAUCAGCCCUUCCCUUCAUUCUCACAGAUUUUCCAAGCAGUGCCUGAACAAGUGGGGUUCAACAUCGAGCUAAAGUGGAUUUGUCAGAUGAAGGAUGGUUCAUGGGAAGGAAACCUUUCUUCCUACUUCAACAUGAACCUCUUCCUGGACAUCAUACUGAGCUGUGUGCUGCAGAGAGCCGGCAAGAGACGCAUCGUCUUCUCCUGCUUCGACCCGGACAUAUGCACCAUGGUUCGCCAGAAGCAGAACAAGUAUCCAAUCCUGUUCUUGACACAGGGCAUCUCACAGGUGUACCCUGAGCUGAUGGACAUCCGCUGUCAGACCACACAAAUCGCCAUGAGCUUCGCGCAGAGCGAAAACAUCCUGGGCAUCAGCGCCCAUACCGAGGAGCUCCUUCAGAACCUGCAGCACAUCCGUGAGGCUCAGUCUAAAGGCCUGGUGGUGUUCUGCUGGGGGGACCUGAACAACGACCACGACAACAGGACCAAGCUCCGGGAGCAGGGAAUUGACGGACUCAUCUACGACAGCAUCUGCGACCAGCAAGCCGAGCAGCCCAACAUAUUCAAAGUAGAGGAGAAACACACGCUGCAGGAAACACUCAAGAGCUUUGUGUGCUCCUGUUACUCCAUCCCCUGCCAGGCGCCCACCUGUGCCUCCUCCGUGACGUCCAAAGAGCACAUCGGCACCGCGGAGUCCGACUCGGGCCUCAGCUCCUCCUGAUUAACCACUGCCUUCCGGAGACGGUCUGUAGAUGAGCACGCUGAAAAGGCCAGAGUCAGGGUAGUAGGUUCUAAAACAGACCUAAAGCACCAAUGAAUAUUCAAAAAUUGUCCAAUGGGUGUAAACGAUUUGGUUUAAUAUCUUGUGUUACAAAAAAAGCUCUACUGGGUGGUUGACCAAAAUGUCAAACAUUUGAGCAAAGCCCAGGUCCAGUGGUAACAUUCCUGGCCCCCAUGCACAUAAUGUGGCUCCGCUCGGGAGACCAGGGUUCAGUUCCCAUCUCUACUUUUAACCGCUGUGUCUCCUCUUCGCCUGUCUUCCUAUGUCUCCCAUGGUGUAUUAUAAAAGGUUUGAAAAAUCUAUGAAAAUAUGCAAGGAGAGUAUGUCUACUCCUCCCACCCCUCCCAAAAUGGAAUAUUUACCUCCUACUUUUUUCCAGUGUGAGCAGAGCACUCAGCGUGUCGUAUUAUCUGGCUUGAAUUGUUCAUCAAAAUCUUGAAGUGGAACCAAUCUGUAAUUUGAGGCUGGAUUACUGCACACCUGGUGUGAGUCGGUUGUGGGAUUAGAAUCGCAUUGGUGAUUGAAAAGCUCUUCUGCCAUUUCUAGCAUGGCCAGAUUGUAACAACCCUUUAUGAACUGAAAUCGCUCCCCACUCAAACCACUGAAGCAAUACACAAGCUGUGCCCAGAUGUCUGUUAUUUCUGCUUUUUGUUUUAACUGGAAAGAGGAAAGUAUUUUGCCAAAACAAGCAUCUGGUAUGUUAUUAUGACUUCAGCUGAAUGACCUCAGUCACAAUUAUAAGGGAAUCACACUCACAUGUCUUUACUUACAAAUGAAUGCCUACUCCAGAUUUUUUUUUCCUGGUGUAUCUUUUAUUAAGCCAAUUUGCUAACUGCAAAUCAAAUGUAAAGUGCUAAAAUACAUAGUGUAUAUUAACUUUUCUAACUGGAGGACCAUCAUUUUAUUCAAUAGAUUUAAGCCUUUAUGCAGAGAAUGAAUUGCAACAUUAUGAUUGUCUGCAUGUAUAAUAGAAAGUAUUUUACAAUCACUUAUUUAUUCAGACGUUACUAGUUUAAUGCUGAUCGGCAGUGGCUCCAAUAAUAGUUCAAUGGAACUAUAUCAUUUUGGACUGUGACUUGACCACAACACACACACACACACUUUAAACCUCUAUCUCUGUUAUCGUUCCUUUCAUAUUUCAUUUGACAUUUGAACCCAGUCAUGUAAUCCCUUAGGACUGCCCUAAAAUAUGAUCGGUUAUCAUUAUUUAAUGACCGUAUUUGGAAGUGUUGCUGCAGGGGCCUAAAUCAGAGCAGGUUCAUUCAUUUUGCCGUAAUGACUUUUUGAAUACCUUUGUUGAAAACAUUGUUUUUCACUCAGAACCAACCUUUUAGAAUAUGUGUCAGAUUGAUGUUCCCCAUUAAGGAAUGAAACAGACUGUUUGAUAGUGGCUCGAUGUAAUCUGUGUACUGUAAAAUCAACUCCUUAUGUUGAUACAGCCCUGUUCCUCGACUUCCGAACACAGUUGAGUAUUAUCCUAACCAGGCACCUCACCCGACUGACCUGAUUGUUCUGUUCAGUGACUGCCUAAACUCAGCACGCAUCUUAGUCCUGGUCAGUUAAAUCAAAAGCAUGAGAAGUGCCUGCGGCACACAAAGACCAGGGUUAUCUAACCCCGUAGUAGCUCAUUUGAGAAGGGUUUUCUUAGCACUUGCACUUCCUUCAUAGUGCACAUCAUAAGAGCCUUAAUGGGGAAGUUGUACAGAAGCUACUCUUCUGAAACCCCUUCACACCACUCGGUUCACUUAAUGCAAUAGAAGACCAAGGUUGUUCUUGCCCUCAACUGAACAAUAGUUGCUUUCAUUCACCUUUCAGUUUCUUGCAACAUUUGAAGUCCUAAUCUUUAUACUGACUGUCCGUUCUAACUUUAGUUUACAUGCACAUUGAUGUAUCUGUAUGUUUCCUGAAUGGUGCACCAUAAUGACAUAUGUAUAUCUUUCACUGGAACACAGAAAAAAAGCACAGCCCAGAUUGUUGUAGGAAUGUAUUAUCUGUUUCUCUAUGUAAUGAUAAUAAAAGUAAUGCUUAAAACUUACUGUA
Molecule: messenger RNA, 5223 nt
Organism: Esox lucius (northern pike)
Lineage: Eukaryota; Metazoa; Chordata; Actinopteri; Esociformes; Esocidae
Gene: gpcpd1
Product: glycerophosphocholine phosphodiesterase 1
Exons: 18
Coding region: 1390-3123 (577 amino acids)
Biological process (GO): glycerophospholipid catabolic process
Molecular function (GO): starch binding; glycerophosphocholine phosphodiesterase activity
Source: RefSeq, a predicted model, not a curated record